UUUGUUUUAACGUAACCUCGUUCUUCUUCUUGUUUCCUCAGAAGUUCGGUUUCUUCAAAGCGCAAGUUAUUUGGGCUAAACGAUUGAAGACUGUUAGCCAUUGACGAAUCGUUGUAGCCUGAUGGCGUCUUUGGAAAUAAAAUCUGGUACAUUGAUUUCCUUACAAGACCUGCACCCGUCAUCUCCAUUUUUUAAGCAAGGAGCCUCUCUCAGAAUAACUGGAAAUGAUGACAGUGGAGUGUCAGUCAAUAACUUAUGUGUAGCCUUCCAUAGGUUACGUGAAUAUUCUAUAGAGGCGUGCCUAGCAACGAUUAUUGAUGGCGAUGACAUUCUAAAAGUUAGUACCGAACAUCUGAGGGACCUUAGCUUUCAAGCUGGCUCUGUCUACCAAUUCAUUGGUGAACUCCUUAUCCAACCUGAUAAUGAGUUUUGCAAGCUCGUGUUGGUAGAAACGUUGAUGGGAUCGAUCUCAAUCUUUACCAUCAGUCCCUGCUGCUCUUAAGACAGUUUCAAGCCAAUCAUUUAAGCAAUCCAGAAACUAUGUAGGAUUAUUUGCGAGCAGAAGAUGCCAUGCUAAUAUGAAAACGCACUCUUCUCAUACUAUAAAAGAAGAUGGAAAUUUGCUCUGAAACUGUUGUAUAGCAAUGUUUGUUCUCACUUAGGGACACUGAAUGCAUAUGCUUUUCUGUGUUUUCAGAUAAAGAUGUAGUGUCUGCACUCUACAAUGUUCUUCAUGUGUAAACAGAAUCUUAGCAAGUUCAUGAUGACAUUUCGUUUUAUUUUUAUUCUCUCUUUCUUUUGGCUGCAAAUGGGGCAUGACAUGAGAGAGUUGUUAAGUAUUAAUUGGGCUUAGCUGUGCUUUCUUCACGGGGACAAUUAGUUCUUCAUGUGACGCUAUGCAACAAACUUUUGGUCACCCCUGAUUUUGCCAUCGGAAAUUGAGGCAAGGGAGAGGGAAGGGUGGCGGAAUAUUCAAGGAAACAUGAGAUAUUUAGUGCAUCCCAUGUCUCUUUUUUAUGCUGCAUCACUAUUCCAAAAUCUCUGGCAUUUGAAUGUUAUGGUCGUAUAUUCUCCAUUUGUGUGGGAAAAAUAGUAGUGCCAAUUAUCUAGUUGGUAGUCCCCGUUACAUAAAUUUAGUCGUUGCGUUUGACGUUGGAAGGUUAUGUUCCAUGUGCUACAAAAUGUGAUGAAAAGGCACAACUUAAACAUAUUGAGUGUUUACGUAUUAAUAUCCACCAUUCAUCUGUAGUGUGGGUGUUGAAUUUGCAAAUUACGCAAUGAUUUGAAGAUGAAGAUGCA
This is a messenger RNA of Vigna angularis (adzuki bean), 1299 nucleotides long. Its product is annotated as CST complex subunit TEN1. Gene Ontology annotation, biological process: negative regulation of telomere maintenance via telomerase. Gene Ontology annotation, cellular component: CST complex. The transcript is spliced from 4 exons. The coding region runs from base 122 to 502 and encodes 126 amino acids. NCBI's taxonomy places the organism in Eukaryota, Viridiplantae, Streptophyta, Magnoliopsida, Fabales, Fabaceae. The record is from RefSeq and is a predicted model, not a curated record. Gene Ontology annotation, molecular function: telomerase inhibitor activity; single-stranded DNA binding; telomeric repeat DNA binding.